Phragmites australis (common reed) is the source of this 1575-nucleotide messenger RNA. Its product is annotated as phosphoenolpyruvate/phosphate translocator 2, chloroplastic-like. The transcript is spliced from 9 exons. Gene Ontology annotation, cellular component: membrane; Golgi apparatus. The record is from RefSeq and is a predicted model, not a curated record. Gene Ontology annotation, molecular function: antiporter activity. Gene Ontology annotation, biological process: transmembrane transport. Lineage: Eukaryota; Viridiplantae; Streptophyta; Magnoliopsida; Poales; Poaceae. Bases 134 to 1324 code for a protein of 396 amino acids.
CGCUGCUAAAAUCUCACCAAACCCCCGCACUGCUCCUCGCCGCCGCCACCUCGACCACUCCACCGCUCUCCAGCUCCCUUCCCCCGCGAAGGUUCUGGAAGCGGCCCGUUCCUCCUUCUAGAUCCUCCUCGAGAUGCAGAGCGCCGCGGCCUUCCGGCCAUGCCCCACCCGGCCGCUCCAGAGCCCAAACCCUAGCCGGCCCCUCCUCCCGGCCCGCCUGCUCCGCGUCUCCUCCUCCGCCUCCGCCGCUUCCACCCGAUGCGGCGCCGUGAGACCGCGCCCCUUCGGGCCUGGGCUGCUUCCGAUGUCGCCGGAUCGGGAAAGCCGGGUCCGCCUGCGCCAGGUGGCGUGCAGCGCGGCCGGGGACGCAGCGCCCGCCAAGCCGGAGGAGGAAGGCGGGCUCGUGAAGACGCUGCAGCUCGGCGCGCUUUUCGGGCUCUGGUACCUCUUCAACAUCUACUUCAACAUCUACAACAAGCAGGUCCUCAAGGUUUUCCCAUACCCAAUAAACAUUACGACAGUUCAGUUUGCUGUUGGGACUGUGGUUGCUUUGUUCAUGUGGAUCACUGGUAUUCUUAAGCGACCAAAGAUUUCUGGUCCACAGCUUGUAGCCAUCCUUCCUCUGGCUAUGGUCCAUACCAUGGGCAACCUUUUCACAAACUUGAGCCUUGGGAGGGUUGCAGUGUCAUUUACGCAUACCAUCAAGGCUAUGGAACCUUUCUUUUCAGUUCUUCUAUCGGCAAUUUUCCUUGGCGAGUUACCUACUGUUUGGGUUGUACUAUCUCUUCUUCCAAUUGUUGGUGGUGUGGCAUUGGCAUCUCUUACUGAGGCUUCCUUUAACUGGAUCGGUUUUUGGAGUGCAAUGGCUUCAAAUGUUACCUUCCAGUCUCGGAAUGUACUGAGCAAGAAGCUUAUGGUUAAGAAAGAGGAAUCUCUGGACAACAUUAAUCUCUUCUCGAUCAUUACAGUGAUGUCAUUUUUCCUAUUGGCCCCUGUAGCCUUCCUAACAGAAGGCAUCAAAAUCACUCCUACAUUUUUGCAAUCUGCUGGUCUGAAUGUAAAACAGGUACUUACAAGGUCUCUGAUUGCUGCACUUUGUUUCCACGCAUACCAACAGGUAUCGUACAUGAUUCUCGCGAGGGUGUCCCCUGUUACUCAUUCUGUGGGCAACUGUGUUAAGCGUGUUGUGGUCAUUGUAACAUCAGUUAUGUUCUUCAGGACACCUGUUUCUCCUAUCAACUCUAUCGGUACUGCGAUUGCACUGGCUGGAGUUUUUCUGUACUCACAACUGAAGAGACUCAAGCCCAAGCCAAAGACUGCUUAAAUAGAGAUCGUGUUUUCCAUUUCUAUUAUGCGUCUACUGAGCCGAAUUAUGUAAGCACGCCUUGGAGUUAUUUGCUUUUAGUGUAGAACUGUUUUUCUUGAAGCAAUACAAAACCAGUGUUAGGGUUAUUUGUGGUCUAACUGUUUCAUCAAGGCAAGUUUUGAAAUUUUUAUGUGAGAAGUACAUGAGCAGCAUCUAAGUUCCCAUUUGUAUGGUUGCUGGUGUGUCAAUAAAGGUUGUUUUAUUGCUAA